Molecule: messenger RNA, 3201 nt
Organism: Branchiostoma floridae (Florida lancelet)
Lineage: Eukaryota; Metazoa; Chordata; Leptocardii; Amphioxiformes; Branchiostomatidae
Product: apoptosis-inducing factor 1, mitochondrial-like
Exons: 22
Coding region: 154-2676 (840 amino acids)
Biological process (GO): apoptotic process; mitochondrial respiratory chain complex assembly
Cellular component (GO): cytoplasm; mitochondrion
Molecular function (GO): protein dimerization activity; FAD binding; NAD(P)H oxidase H2O2-forming activity
Source: RefSeq, a predicted model, not a curated record
GUGUCUGACCCUCCAAACUUUUUUCUCAUCGAUGACAACUCCAAUAUCUUCACAUUAGAACCGUUAUAGAGGAUUUAUCAGACAUAUAUAAAGACUAGAGACUUGCUCGGUACUUGUGGAAGAUCCAGAAGGAGCUGUGAGGAGUUUGCAGAGAUGUUUCGAAUAGCAGGCGCAGGAUCAGUCACCGCUGCACGACUGUCUGCAGCGUGCUGCAGGGUGGUCACCUCUAAGCAGUUCCAAGUUCACGGUGCCAGUCUGCAUGUCUUGUCAUCAGAAGCCUCCAGGAAGACCAGAAAUGGCCCUGCUCACAGGACCCCUCCAUCAUGGCAGAGUGUGCGGGCUAUGGCAUCCGCAGGAGAGUCCCAGUCCAAGAUUAACUAUAUCUUUUAUGGGCUAGCUGUGUUAUUUGGUGGUGGAGGCAUUGUUUAUUGGUGGUCACGGAAGUACAUGCGAGAAACAUCCAAAGAUGGUAGUACGUUAAAGAAAGCUGCUGCACCUGCGGCAGCUGCAAGUAAGGAAGCCACAGAGCCAGUUGCUGAGACACCUGUCACAGAAACUACUAAAUCUGAAGCUCCACCUGCCCAGCCAGCAGCUGCAGAAGCACCUGCUGAAGCAGUGCCUGAUGCUGAAAGCAAGAAACUGUUGGAUGCCACACCUCAGUCCUACCCUGACUAUGAGGUCAUGCCUGAAAUCCCGGGCCAUGCCAAGUACUUGCUGAUUGGAGGGGGGACAGCAUCCUUUGCUGCCUUCAGAGCAAUCAGGGCAAGUGAUGCAAAGGCUCAGGUCCUUGUAGUGACAGAGGAGGAGGAGCUUCCCUACAUGAGGCCACCCCUGUCCAAGGAGCUGUGGUACAGCGAUGAACCCAAACUGGUGGAGAAAAUGAAAUUCAAACAGUGGAAUGGCAAGGAGAGAAGCGUCUACUACAACCCACCAUCCUUUUAUGUGGAGCCUAAAGAGUUGGCCUACCAGGAAAAUGGAGGAGUGGCUGUUGUCAAAGGAAGAAAGGUUAUGAAGCUGGACCCCCAGAAACAGGUGGCUGUGCUGGACAAUGGGUGGGAAAUCUUCUACGACAAAGUCCUGAUUGCCACAGGCGGCAGACCUCGCAACAUCCCGGUGUUUGAGAGGGCAUCACAGGAAGUCAGGGACAGGGUCACUCUCUUCAGAGGAAUUAAGGAUUUUAAAAGGCUGGACGAGGUUUCCAAGAAUGCGAGCUCCAUCGUGGUGGUGGGAGGGGGGUUCCUGGGGAGCGAGCUGACCUGUGCGCUGGGGAAGAGGAGUAGGGACUCCAGUCUCAAGGUCAUCCAGAUGUUCCCGGAGGCAGGAAAUAUGGGAAAAGUUCUCCCUGAGUACCUGAGCCAAUGGACAACAGCAAAAGUCAGAGGAGAGGGUGCCACAGUGAAACCAGAAACAUUUGUGAAGAGAGCCAGGUAUAGUGAUGGAAAAGUCAUCCUCAAACUCAACACUGGAGAAGAGAUCUCUACAGACCAUGUAGUUGUGGCAGUAGGCCUGGAGCCCAACACAGAACUGGCCAAGGAAUCAGGACUGGAAGUAGACGACACAUACGGAGGCUUCAGAGUCAAUGCUGAACUAGAGGCCAGAUCUGACAUCUGGGUGGCUGGCGAUGCCUCAUCUUUCUACGACAUAAAGCUGGGUCGGCGGAGGGUGGAACACCACGAUCAUGCUGUCGUCAGUGGCCGACUGGCCGGGGAAAACAUGACGGGCGCCAAGAAACCUUACUGGCAUCAGUCCAUGUUCUGGUCUGACCUAGGACCAGAUGUGGGGUAUGAGGCCAUCGGAAUUGUGGAUUCAUCCCUGCCCACGGUGGCAGUCUUUGCCAAGGCAACAGAGAAGGACACCCCUAGGGCAGUAGUGGAGGAGACAGGAGAGAGUCUGAGAUCCGUCACAGAGACUGAAGCUCUGUCUAUCUUUGGUUCUGCCAUGCAACAGGCUGCUACAUCUACUGUACCAGAUCUAGAGGUUAUGGAAGCCACACUACCGGCCAAAGAGUCUCCGCCCUCUGCUGAAUCUGAAAAAGCACUAGCUGAACCUGCUUCUGAAACAGCUGCAGCACCUGCUUCUGAGACCCCUGAACCAGCUGCAGCACCUGUUGCAGAGGUCUCUGAGUCUCCAGCUGCAGCACUGGCCUCUGAAGCUCCUUCUGCCCCAGCUGAAAUUCCUUCCUCUGAGCUGGCAUCUGAGCCAGUUGCAGCACCUGCUUCUGAACCUGCUUCUGCAGCUGAAGCUCCUGCUGAAAAAGCUAAAGCUGGAGAGGAGGGUGUUGCAGCAGAGUCUGGUGAAACAACAGCUACCCCUGAAGUUGAGCUGUCAUCUGCACAGACAACAGAGCCUUCUGAAGUGCCCUCCACUACUGAUGUUGAGCCUUCAGCCUCUGAAAAGACUGAGAGUGCGACAGAUGAAGCCCCAGCCCCAGAUGUAGAGGCAGCUGCCAAGCUUGUUGCUGAAGUGGAGGCUGAGAACAGGGUCGCUCCCACACCCAAGGAGGACUAUGGGAAGGGCGUAAUCUUCUACCUGAGAGAUGACGUCAUCGUUGGCGUCGUGUUGUGGAACCUGUUCAACAGAAUGCCCAUUGCAAGAAAGAUUAUCAAGGAGGGGAAACAGCAUCAGGACCUAGCUGAGGUUGCCAAACUGUUUGAUCUUCACGCAGAUGAAGAUUGAUGCAGGGCCUAAUUAAUAGAUCUCUUUCUCUUGGAUGGUCGUGUAUAAUCUAAAUCAUGCUGAUUAGAUCUAUGAUAUCACAAAAUAACUGGGGUUAAUAGAGACUUUGUUGCUACAUUUUCCUGGGAGAUGUACUUAUAUAUAGUCUAUUAUCUUUAGAUUCUGAUGUAGAUGUACCUUAAGACAUGAAUGGAAGGCAGAGCUGCUAACACAGAGUCUGAAGCUACUGGUAUGAAUUGUGUGUAUUGGAUUGUAAUUUUGCUCAUCCUUGACAUUGUAUACACGCAAGUGCUAUUUGAGAAUCUUCAUCUAUGCUAUUUUUCCAUUCUUCUUAAACCUGAUACAAGAACCCAAGAUUCUCCCAUGGGUAGGAUUUGUCACCUAUACUUAAUCCUCAACUACCUGUAUCAAUGCAUGAGUCAUUUGAGAUCAAUUGUCCAUGUGUAUUAAGGCUGAUAUCACUAAGAAAUGAUCACAAUUAAACAGGUAGAAAGGACACUGUACUUGGGCAUGGAGCAGGACUGA